Parastagonospora nodorum SN15 is the source of this 1408-nucleotide messenger RNA. RefSeq lists its product as hypothetical. The record is from RefSeq and is a predicted model, not a curated record. Gene Ontology annotation, cellular component: cytoplasm. Gene Ontology annotation, molecular function: homogentisate 1,2-dioxygenase activity. Gene Ontology annotation, biological process: L-phenylalanine catabolic process. NCBI's taxonomy places the organism in Eukaryota, Fungi, Ascomycota, Dothideomycetes, Pleosporales, Phaeosphaeriaceae. The coding region runs from base 1 to 1260 and encodes 419 amino acids. The transcript is spliced from 6 exons.
AUGGCCACCAAGCUCGAUAACCCGAGAGAAUACCAGGACAUUUUCCAUUGGGCUGAGACGCAGAAAGAUGGCGCGGUCCCUUCGUUUGGAACCAGGAAGAAUGAUCCAUAUGAGGCAUGGCUGUACCGGGCAAGACCCGCAGUUGCGCAUCAGGGAUUCACGGACCUCCCCGACAACGAAGACACCGAGUCUAACUUCUUGCCGUCAAACAAACGCGUACAUCUCUCGCCUACACAGCUUGCGUGGCUGCCGUUCGAUAUCCCAACAAAUGGCGAGGUUGAUUUCAUCCAGGGUCUCAAGAGUAUUGCCGGCGCGGGAGACCCGACACUUCGCGAGGGUUUGGCGGUGCACACAUUCUUGGCCAACACUAGCAUGAAGAGGAAAGCGGUCGUAAAUUCUGAUGGAGACUUUUUGAUCGUGCCUCAGGAAGGCGCACUGGAUAUUCAGACAGAGUUCGGCAUGCUGUAUGUACAACCUGGUGAGAUCUGCGUUAUUCAGAGAGGUCAGAGGUUUAAGGUGAAGGUUGAGGGGCCUACCAGAGGUUACAUCCUGGAAAUCUGGGGCUCAAGCUUCCAGCUUCCAGAACUUGGUCCCCUGGGCGCUAACGGACUCGCCAAUGCUCGCGACUUCCAGCACCCUAUUGCGAAGUACGAGAUUGAGCAGGAGGCAUGGGAGAUCGUGUACAAGCUUGGUGGCAAGUUCUUCAGCUGCUCGCAACAGCACUCACCCUUUGAUGUAGUUGCAUGGCACGGCAACUACGUCCCGUACAAGUAUGACUUGACCAAGUUUGUCAAUGUUGGUUCGAUCUCGGUCGACCACAUCGACCCGUCGAUUUUCUGCGUUUUGACCGCGCCCUCGCGGGACCCAGCCGCGCCUCUUGCGGACUUUUUGAUCUUCAGCCCCAGGUGGGAUGUUGCUUCGCACACUUACCGACCUCCUUACUACCACCGCAACGGAGCUUCAGAGCUCAUGGGUCUGAUCUACGGUGAAUACGCCGGUCGAUCUGAUGAGUUCCAGCCUGGUGGCGUUAGCUACGAAUGUGGAUUCGUUCCCCACGGUGUUGCUUAUGAGGAGUUCAAAGCCGCCAGCGCUGCACCACCGCCUGAGAUGCAAAUUUCCAAGGGCGCAGUUGCGUUCAUGUUCGAGAGCUGUCGCAUGUUCACGAUCGCGGACUGGGCGUGGAACAGCAAGAAGAAGCACGAGCAUGACCCGAAGAUGUGGGAUAACCUUGGUGGACAAUUUCUCCAAGCACAAGGAUGAAGUUGAGAAACUCUUGUCAGAGGGUGUGAGAAAAAUUGGGCUCAAUGGUCGCUGAAACUGUUCUUGAGAAGAAGAUGUGGUACGAUAUAGUGCCUGAUGAUUAGCCAUCAAUCAAAUGACAUGCCAUCACCUGCUUGAUACCAUAAUA